GGAAGUGACGUCAUAAGCACUGCUUUCGUAGUUCAACACGAAAACAGAUCCGAGCUAACACCGAACGUUGCGCAGAAACCAACACUGCGGUGAAAACAUCUGAAGCAUCGAGCUGUAGUGUUGCUCUGCCGGGACAGAACUCCCCUCAGCCCGCAGGACACCCGCAGGACACCCGCAGCGGCCCGCUGACAUGCCUGACCCUGAGAGUUACUCCAACCCUUUGGCACCUGAGGGCCACGAUGUGGACGAGCACAGAGGAGGAGCUCAGUCCAAGCUGACCAACGAUGACUUCAGGAAGCUGCUCAUGACGCCGCGGGCCACGCCCACCACGGCUCCGCCCACCAAGUCCCGACACCAUGAAAUGCCGAGGGACUACAACGAGGACGAGGACCCUGCAGCCAGGAGGAGGAAGAAGAAGAGUUAUUACGCGAAACUCCGUCAGCAGGAGAUGGAGCGAGAGAGAGAGCUGGCCGAGAAGUACCGGGACCGGGCCCGGGAGAGACGGGACGGGGUCAACAAGGACUACGAAGAGACGGAGCUGAUCAGCACCACGGCCAACUACCGGGCCGUUGGCCCCACCGCCGAGGCAGACAAGUCUGCAGCAGAGAAACGCCGGCAGCUAAUCCAGGAGUCCAAGUUCUUGGGAGGAGACAUGGAGCACACUCACUUGGUGAAGGGUCUGGACUUCGCUCUGCUGCAAAAGGUGAGGGCUGAGAUCACCAGCAAGGAGAAGGAGGAGGAGGACCUGAUGGACAAGGUCCAGAAGGAAACCAAGAAAGACCUGGAGCCCGAGGAGAAGAUCGAGUUCAAAACCCGAAUGGGUAGGAACAUCUUCAGGGUGGUCUUCAGGUCUGGGGUCCAGGAGAGGAACGAGCUCUUCCUGCCUGGCAGGAUGGCCUACGUGGUGGACCUGGACGACGAGUUCACCGACACGGACAUCCCAACCACGCUGAUCCGUAGCAAGGCUGACUGUCCCAGCAUGGAGGCCCAGACCACGCUGACCACCAACGACAUUGUGAUCUCCAAGCUGACUCAGAUUCUGUCCUACCUGAGACAGGGGACACGUCACAAGAAGAUCAAGAAGAAGGACAAAGGUAAACUGGAUGAUAAGAGGGCCCCUGAAGCUGAUCUCAGGAUCUUUGAUGACAUCGGGGACUACAUUCCGUCAAACACGUCCAGCUCCAAACCCAGCAGAGACAAAGAGCGGCACCGGGAGCGGGACAAAGACAGAGAGGAGGACAGUAAGAGCAGGAGACACACCUACUUUGAGAAGCCUCGAGGAGAUGAGCUCCAGCUGUUGGACAUGGACACCGGACCUGGAUCAGUCCGGGAGCAGAUCAAGAUGAUCAAUGAGAAGUUUGGAGGAGCGGAAGGGAGCCAAUGGCAGGGCACGGAGUCUGGACCUCCAAGGAGAGAUGCCAGUAAGGAGCAGCUGGGGGACUUCUUUGGAGGGUCCAACUCCUACGCUGAGUGUUACCCUGCUACGAUGGACGACCUGGCAGUGGACAGUGAUGAGGAGGUGGACUACAGUAAGAUGGACCAGGGGAAUAAAAAAGGUCCGUUGGGUCGUUGGGACUUUGACACCCAGGAGGAGUACUCGGAUUACAUGAACAACAAGGAGGCCCUGCCAAAGGCUGCCUUCCAGUACGGCAUCAAGAUGUCUGAAGGCAGAAAGACCCGACGCUUCAAGGAAACCAAUGAGAAGGCUGAGCUGGACCGGCAGUGGAAGAAGAUCAGCGCG
This is a messenger RNA of Nematolebias whitei (Rio pearlfish), 1741 nucleotides long. RefSeq names its product IK cytokine (gene ik). The record is from RefSeq and is a predicted model, not a curated record. Gene Ontology annotation, biological process: mRNA splicing, via spliceosome. Lineage: Eukaryota; Metazoa; Chordata; Actinopteri; Cyprinodontiformes; Rivulidae. Gene Ontology annotation, cellular component: nucleus.